Gastrolobium bilobum is the source of this 468-nucleotide messenger RNA. RefSeq names its product protein GRIM REAPER-like. Bases 1 to 468 code for a protein of 155 amino acids. The record is from RefSeq and is a predicted model, not a curated record. NCBI's taxonomy places the organism in Eukaryota, Viridiplantae, Streptophyta, Magnoliopsida, Fabales, Fabaceae. The transcript has a single exon.
AUGGCCAACACAAUCCUAAAGCUCACAACAAUCCUCUCUCUGAUCAUCCUUCUAGCCCUGCAUAGUUCCAAAUAUGUUUCUUCAACUAAUAUAGAUCAUGACAUAGAAGAUGAAGAUGAACUAGAGUAUGUUCUUGACACCCCAUUACCCCAUCUUGGACCAAGAAGCAGGUUCUUGGCAAGCAUAAUAAAGAAAGGAACACAAUGUGAUCACGAGACUCAUAAUAUCUGCAAUGGGGUUCGAGCAAACAAGGGAAAUGACUUGCUUUUCUGCUGCAAGAAGCAUUUUCGUAAUGUUCUUAGUGAUAAGAACAAUUGCGGGGUGUGUGAGCACAAGUGCAAGGAAGGAGAAAGAUGCUGUGGUGGAGUUUGUACUCAUGUUUUAUCUAAUGUGCAUCAUUGUGGUAAGUGCAAUAAGAAGUGUUCACCUGGGGAUUUAUGUGAGAAUGGGAUUUGUAAUUAUGCAUGA